UACAACGUGACUCGAUGAGUCGUUUUAGCGCCCAGAAGUGCCAGGGCACGAUAUCCGCACGAAUCUCCUACAUGCCGAUCAUUGUUCACGGACAUCGUAUCACGGACCGUUUCGGCCCGGCUGGUCUUCAUGCCCGUGGACAUCAACGUUGCAAUAUGCGAGGUUGCAAUGAGCUUGUUGAUCCUGUGUUUUGCCUGUACGCAUGGCGUGUUGAUGGCUAAAUGAUGGGCUUUAAAAGAGCUCCCGGUGAACACAUGAUCGCAAGCAUCGACGGCUGUUUGUUCAUGACUCGGGACUUUGUAGUCUUUUGAUACAGCCCAUCGCAGCCACUAUCUUUGAUUACUACUGGGAACCAAAUCAUGAUGACCCUAUCUACCAAGUUAGCUGUAGUUGCAGCUGCUGCCGGCACCUUGUUUCCCAUCAACGCUGCUGCGCAAGCUUCAGGCCCAUACGAAGCAACAUGGGAGUCAACCGACAAACACAAUGCCUCACCCGAAUGGUUUCGCGAUGCCAAGUUCGGCGUUUACUGGCACUGGGGAGCUUUCACAACCCCACAGUACGCCAGUGAAUGGUAUCCACGCAACAUGUACGAGCCAGGCUCAGACCAACGCAAACACCAUACCAAGACCUACGGACCACCCGAGGAAUGGGGCUAUGAGAAUUUCAUCAAUGGCGCUGAUGAUCUCAAGGGAAACUUUGUACAGUUUAAGCCUGUUCUUAGCUCAAAGGGUGGCGAGUUUGAUCCCGAGGCUAUUAUCAAAGCUGUUAAGGCUUCGGGUGCAAAGUUCGCUGGCCCGGUUGGUGAGCAUCACGAUGGCUUCUCUAUGUGGGACAGUAAAGUCAAUGAGUGGAACUCAGUCAAGCGAGGUCCUAAAAUGGACUUGGUCAAGCUGUGGGCGGAUCUUGUGCGCAAGAAUGGUAUGAAGCUCGUUGUCGCCAUGCAUCAAGCCUACAACUACAACGGCUUCUACGAAUGGGCGCCAAAAACCAACGACACGAGCUUGAAAAAGCUUCUGGGACAGCUUCCACGCGAUGAAGCAGACCAGCUAUGGUUUGACAAGCACAGAGAGAUGCUAGACCAUGUGCAGCCUGAUAUCAUCUGGAACGACUUCUCACUCGACAGCCCUGGCUACUGUGCUGACUUUGAUGGCCCAUGCGCUGUUGCUGAGAAGAAACGGUUGGAGUUUCUUGCAUACUACUUCAAUCGGGCUGUUCAGUGGAACAAAGAGGUUGUUACGACUCAUAAGCAUUUUGAUGUGGGAUUCCGCGACACGUCCACCGUGAGCGAUUAUGAGCGUGGUGGGCCAGCCAACAUUACGCGUCCCUACUGGCUGACAGAUGAUGCUAUCAGUGCUUCAAGCUGGAGCUACACAGUCGGUAUCAAGUAUUAUUCCUCCAAGGCCAUGGUUCACUCGCUGCUUGACCGCAUCAGCAAGAAUGGCAACAUGCUGCUCAACAUUUCGCCAACCGCAGUCGGUGUUUUGCCUGAUGAGCAGCUCAAGGUCUUGCAGGAUAUCGGAGACUUCCUUGGACGCUAUGGGGAAUCUGUUUACAGUACUCGCGCUUGGGAUAUCUAUGGCGAAGGGCCUAACCAAGUCACUGGCGGGUCUUUCACGGCACCCUUGCAGGGGAACAGCAGUGACAUUCGCUUCACACGCAACAAAGAUGCUGACGUUCUCUAUGCUACGGUUCUUGGCUGGCCCGACGAUAGCCACGUUGCUAUUAGCAGUCUUGGCGCCGAUGCUUUGGUUGAUCUCAAGAGCCUGAAGUCUAUUGACCUUCUGGGCGACAAGGCUGGCGAAUACCAAAAGGUCUCGGACUGGAAGCAGUCCAAGGAUGCUCUAGAGAUCUCGCUGUCAGCUCAACCGGCCAAGUCACUUGCCUAUGUCCUCAAAUUGACUUUUGAUGGUGGAAUCCCGGUCCCCCAGCCCAAGAUUGGUGCCUCUGUGUUUUCUGCUACCAGUGCGACCGGUCGGGGUGUUAGCCUUGGGCUUGGUGGCUUCAACGGAGAAUUUUUGACCGAGGCUGGACUGGAGCCCGACGCUAUCCGUUUUAUUCGUGUUUCUUCUGGUACCAAAUUGACUGUGUAUUCGACCGGGGACUUGUCUGGCGAUAGCACGGAGCUUGACGCUGGUGAACAUAAGGUUGAAGAGGGGUCAGUAGGAUCCAUCGCGAUCUCCAAGGCUUGAGAGAUGGACAGCGAAGACUGGACAGUACAUAGCUGGCUGCAGGCUAAGCUUUAAUAGCAGUUUUCUUUGAAUGGAAUUUG
Molecule: messenger RNA, 2269 nt
Organism: Fusarium redolens
Lineage: Eukaryota; Fungi; Ascomycota; Sordariomycetes; Hypocreales; Nectriaceae
Product: alpha-L-fucosidase-domain-containing protein
Exons: 1
Coding region: 360-2189 (609 amino acids)
Biological process (GO): glycoside catabolic process; fucose metabolic process
Cellular component (GO): lysosome
Molecular function (GO): alpha-L-fucosidase activity
Source: RefSeq, a predicted model, not a curated record